This is a messenger RNA of Polypterus senegalus (gray bichir), 2526 nucleotides long. RefSeq names its product taste receptor type 1 member 1. The coding region runs from base 1 to 2526 and encodes 841 amino acids. Gene Ontology annotation, cellular component: membrane. Gene Ontology annotation, molecular function: G protein-coupled receptor activity. The record is from RefSeq and is a predicted model, not a curated record. Lineage: Eukaryota; Metazoa; Chordata; Cladistia; Polypteriformes; Polypteridae. Gene Ontology annotation, biological process: G protein-coupled receptor signaling pathway. The transcript has 6 exons.
AUGCCUGGACUACAGCUGCUAGCCAUCAGGGUCUGGAUAUCAACUUUCACCGCUCUCUUCGUGCAGAAUGUUUGCACUAAAUCGGAGUUUAAAUUGGAGGGGGACUACAUUUUAGGGGGCGUAUUCCCUGUACAUUAUAUAUCACAACCAGAUCCCGAACAUUUCAUGCCAGAAGUGCCACAGUGUCAAAGGUACGAUGUUUCUGCGCAGGGUUAUCAGCAGCUCCAGAUGAUGCGCUUUGCUGUUGAGGACGUCAACAAUCAGAGUUGGCUGCUUCCCAACAUUACCUUGGGCUACAAUAUCUUCGACAGUUGCCAUAUCUUUGUAGACAUCAUAUCUGUGCUGAACUUCUUGGCCAUGAACACAUCGCAUUUCAUAAAUGUCUCUCACAGGAUAGAGGACUACAAGCCCCAGGUCCUUGCUGUGAUUGGACCCUACACUAGCACAGAGGCCUUUGCAAUGGCACCCCUGCUGUCAUCCAGUUUUAUUCCCAUGGUAAGCCAUGGGGCAUCCAGCAUCCGACUGAGUGAUAAAAAGCAAUUUCCAUCCUUUCUGCGGAUGAUUCCAAGUGACCAAUACCAGGCCCGCGGCAUUACUCUGCUCUUGCACAAAUUCAAAUGGAAAUGGAUUGCUCUGAUAGGAAGUAAUGAUGACUACAGUCAAGAUGGUUUGGAAGCCAUACAAAAAGAAACAGCAGCCUUCAACAUUUGUGUGGCCUAUCAGGAAACCAUCCCACGGAAGACCACAGAAAUACAUGAGCUGUUCCGCAACAUCACAAUGCUCAAGGUCAGUGUGGUUGUGGUCUUUGCUAGUGAAGACUUUGCAGUACCUUUUAUAAAGGAAGCCAUUGCUAAAAAUAUCCGUGAUAAAGUCUGGAUUGCGAGUGAGGCUUGGUCCAUGAAUCCCCUUCUACUGGCUGAACCUGGUAUCAGCUCCAUUGGGACUAUCCUGGGUAUGGCUAAUAAGGUAAUUUCUCUGCCUGGCUUCUCAGACUUUGUCCAAAGAUUGAACACUGGUAUGAAGGAGCAGCAGCCAGACCCAACAACACAUCCAUCUUUAGCAGAUGAAUAUUGCAAUCAGGAUUGCCUGAAUUGUUGCAGGACUAUGGCCAGUGCCAUCCUCCAGGAAAAUCCCACUUACAGCUCCUACAUCUACUUGGCUGUAUAUGCAGUGGCUCAUGCCCUGCAUGCUGUGCUGGGGUGCAAUGCCACACACUGUGAGAGGAUUGUGCCGGUUAUGCCAUACGAGCUCUUACAGGAACUAAAGAAAGUACACUUCUCAGUGAACGACUACAAAUUGGAAUUUGACAGCAAAGGAGACCCUCCUCCUCUCUACGACAUUAUAAAUUGGGAUUUCAGAUCCCAGCCCUUCAAGUUUACCAUCGUUGGCUCUUAUAGCUCUGACCCUAAGCCUGUCUUUCUCAUCCAUGACCACCUCAUCCAGUGGCAUGAUAAUGGAACGAUUCCUACUUCAGUCUGCUCUAGUGAGUGCCAAUCUGGUUAUCGGAGAUUACUCAAGGGCAUCCAUGACUGCUGCUUCAACUGUGAGCUCUGCCCGAAAGGAACUUACAUUAAUAUAACAGCUGACCCACAACGCUGCCAACAGUGUGGGCCAGAGGAGUGGUCAGAGAAAGGAAGCACAAGCUGCUUGAGGAGAACCCUGGAGUUUCUGGACUAUAGCGAGAAUGUUUCCAUUGGACUACUUUUUCUCACUGCUGUCAUAUUUGCCUGUUUGUUAGCAGUGAUUGCCAUCUUUGCUGCCCACCAUAAUACUCCUGUUGUCAAGUCAGCUGGAGGCCCGUUGUGCUACUUUAUGCUGGUCUGUAUGGCCACGUGUUGUUUUAGCAUCGUCAGCUUUUUUGGAAAACCCAACCAGGUCAAAUGCAUCAUGCGAAAUCUGGUGUUCUCCAUUCUAUACACUUCAUGCAUUGCUUGUCUCACUGUACGCUCCUUUCAGAUCAUCUGUGUCUUUAAGAUGGCAGCCAAGCUGCCAAGGGUUUACUCUUUUUGGGUGAAGAGCAAGAGCCAGUGUUUUUUUGUGAUGACUUGUGUCUGCAUUCAAAUAUCUUUGUGCACUUUGUGGGUGGGGAUUGAAGGCCCAUCUCCUUACAACAACACAGUGUCCUUCAAAAACCAGAUUAUCUUCAGUUGUCACAUGGGGAACAUAUCCAUUUUCACAGCUGUCCUCAUAUUCAUUGGCUUUCUUGGGAGCCUCUGCUUCGUCUUUUCCUACAUGGGGAUUGGUCUUCCAAAAAACUACAAUGAGGCCAAGUGUAUCACCUUCAGCUUGCUGAUUUCAUUCUUCUCCUGGAUUUCCUACUUCACGGCCUACAUGAUCUACUAUGAAAAGUACAUCUCUGCUUUCAAUGUCCUCUCAGUGCUAGUCAGCCUGUUGGGAAUUUUGAUUGGCUAUUUCAUUCCAAAAUGUUACAUAAUUCUUAUCAAGCCUGAGCACAAUACAACAGCCCAUUUCCAGAGUUGCAUUCAGACAUACACCAUGAAGUCUACUGUGACAUCGACAUCAUGA